AUUCAUCGCUACCUGCAAGCAAAUCAUUGGAAUAUUGAUGAAGCAGAAGAAAUGAUUUUAAGGACUUUAAAGUGGCGUAUCAAACAUCAACCUCAACUGUGGCAAUGUAAAUGGUGUAUUGAAACACCGGGGUAUCAUGCGUGGAGGCAGGUAGGUUUCGAUAAGACUGGUAGGCCUGUAAUUUAUUCGUGUUUUGCUCAAGAACAAGCGAAAAGUGAUACCAUAGAAGAUACAAUAGUUCAUAUGGUUUACUUAAUUGAAAAUGCGAUUGCAACCAUGCCAGAUGACAAUUGUACCUGGAUCUGGAUACUUGACUGCACUGGGAUUACAAUGUCUUCAACAUGCAAUAAAUUAAACGCUAAGGUUAUGAAUUUAUUAUCUAAUCAUUAUCCAUGCCGGCUUGGCCAGUUGCUUUGUAUCAAUUACAAUUGGAUAUUUUCGAGUAUUUGGUCAACGGCGAAACUAUUUUUAACUCCGCAAACAAUCGCUAAAGUUCGCUUGGUGACACCAGCACAAUUAAAACCAUUAUUUACUGAUCUAUUUCCAAUUAACUUGUGCAAUUGGCUAUUGGAUGAAAUUGAAUUAAAUAAGAGUGAACAAUUGAGUCAAUCUCAAGCGAACUUCUGGGUACAACCUUUCCGGGAAAGUGAACAUGAUCCGAGAGGUUGUGGAGAUUAUAUUACUCGCUACCUU
Trichoplax adhaerens is the source of this 693-nucleotide messenger RNA. RefSeq lists its product as uncharacterized. The transcript has 3 exons. The annotation marks the transcript as partial. NCBI's taxonomy places the organism in Eukaryota, Metazoa, Placozoa, Uniplacotomia, Trichoplacea, Trichoplacidae. The record is from RefSeq and is a predicted model, not a curated record.